Messenger RNA from Mauremys reevesii (Reeves's turtle), 1462 nucleotides. It is a transcript of the gene PRR15L, whose product is annotated as proline rich 15 like. The record is from RefSeq and is a predicted model, not a curated record. The coding region runs from base 262 to 570 and encodes 102 amino acids. The transcript is spliced from 2 exons. NCBI's taxonomy places the organism in Eukaryota, Metazoa, Chordata, Testudines, Geoemydidae.
AAAGGGAGCAACAGGUAGAACAGCAGCGCCCCUGCACCUGCCUCCGCAUGCACCUGAGAUGUGACAGCCGCUGCCCCCACCCUCUCCCGGCGCAGCUCAGCCUGCCAGCCCCUCCGCUGGCAAUAGCGCCCUGGGGCUAUCCCGGCCCCCAGCCCCUUCGCUCCUGCCACUGAGUGCCCCCCGGGGGCGCAGAACACACCCAGCAAGGGACUGACUCGAAGCAGAGACACGCUCCUCUGCCACCAGCGAGGAGAAACCACCAUGGCAGAGAACAGCUGGUGGAAGCUCACCUUCCUGCGGAAGAAGAAAUCCACCCCCAAGGUCCUGUACGAGAGCCCAGACAUCUAUGCCACCGAGAACCACCAGGAGGCCAUGCGGACAGAGGCAGGGAGCAACGGUGGCGCUGAGAGUGAAUUCAACGCCCGGCUGGAGAAGAUCGUGGAUAAGAGCACAAAAGGCAAACACGUCAAAGUCUCCAACUCUGGGCGCUUCAAGGAGAAGAAGAAAGUGCGAGCCACGCUGGCUGAAAACCCCAACCUCUUCGCCGAUGGCGAGCAGGAGGAGAAGUGAGGCAGGGGAAAGCGCUGCAGGGUGGGACCAAUGCCCUGAAGCCAUCGCACAUGGACCCAUCCCGACUCAGAGACAGACUAGAUGUCAGUUCUGCUCUCUCCGCAAAUGAAGUAACGAGGGGGCAGGGGCCACCCCGCUGUAAAUUUCAAAGACUUUCGGUCCUGAAGUGCACUCGCGAAGGAGAAAGGACUCGAUAGUUUUUAUUUAAAUACAAAUCAUCCUAUUUAAAAUAAAUGCCACUGGGGGAUCAUCACGAGCUGGAGGUGUCCAAGCCUUGGAGGUGGGGAGGAGUCAAACACAGAGCAGCUCAGAGGCCUCUUGCAAACACCCUCGGCUCAGCGGUGCCCAAGGGCCCGUGGCUAGAGGCAGCGCUCGAUGCAGGGGGCCAUGGGAUGGGAGGAGCCAGUUCAUUCUCAUCCACCCUCUUGUUCUACCACUGCACCUAGAAGAUGGCUGAGAACAGGUAGGAACUUCAUCUGGCUCGGCCCUGGGGGAUUGCCCAGCAACUCGCCUCCGCUCUGGCCGCACCCACCGACACAGGAAAGGUAAACAUCAGCUUGGCUGGGAGACAGGGUUGCACCUUUUAAUACCACAGGGAUUAUUCCCUGGCCUGGGAAAGAGAACUACUUGGCCACAGGCAGUCACCAGCUGACCUGCACCACCAAAGGCGAUAGGACCCGUGAUCUUCAUGUCCUGGAGAGCGGCACUCAGCCAGUUGAGCUAAAGGAGAACCACCCUUGGCUGUAGCAACAGCCUCUCUUGGCCUCCAGCUACUACAGAGCAACACUUGAGUAGAUCUGAUCCUCCAGCCAGCCGGGGCGCUGGGGUAAGAGAACUAAAGAUUCCACUGAUAGGAGAAACUGCUGCCAGUCGGGUGGGGGGCCUGGGAGCU